AAUUUACUUCUGCCCUUUCGAGGCAUAUCGGUGUUUAUUUCAUUUUGUCAUGACGCCGUUAAUUUUCUUGAUAAUUUUUUCAUUUGUAUAUAUUCAUUGUGAGAAGAAUCAGAGUUUCGUCUUGAAAUAUAAAUGGAGAAUCCUAAAUUUCACCUGGCCAUGUAGGGAAGCUUACCAGAACGCCCUGAAAACUAGAAAAUAUAUUCCGGAAAACGGAGAAAUUAAGGGCCUGAAAAUAUAUAAAGAAGACAUGUAUUUCGCUAUACCUUUAUACAAACCGGGAAUUCCAGUCACGCUGGCGACCGCAAAGAAGGACGAUUGGAAAAAUGCUACAGUUCGGCCGUUUCCCAAUUGGGAUGAAAAUGUAGACCCCAAAAAUUGUUCUACGCUUCAAAGUGUGCAAGGAGUUGAAAUUGACAAUAAGGGUAUACUUUGGGUUAUUGACGGAGAGAGACAAAGAAAUUUCACAGAUUGUCCGUGUAAACUGGUGUUGUUUGAUUUGAACAGAGCAGGAAGGAGAGUGCUCACCCACAUAUUUCCCGAUGAAAUUUGUCUUUCGAAAGGAGCCUUCUUGAACGAUAUCGUCAUAGAUGAAACUGACGGAACGUAUGCAUACAUAUCAGAUUCCAGUGUCAUAGAUCCUGGUCUGAUAGUUUUCUCAAGAAAAGCAAAUAAAGCUUGGAAAAUAAGAGAUAAAAGUAUGUACCCUGACAUUGAAGCGUCUGAUUGGUUGCUGAACGGAGUUGUGAUGAGUAAACUGGAACCUAUAGAUGGAAUAUCUCUAUCGCCAAAAAUAUCUGAAGGAGAUCAGGAAAAAAUGGUAUUCUACUCAGCAGUGGUAUCUUUCAAUCUUUACGGAAUCAGUACGAAUGUUCUUAAGAAUGAGGAACUAUGCAAAAGUGACCAGUGGCGAAAGAAUGUGACCCUAAUUGGACGGAGACAAUCGCAGAGUGAUGGAAUGAUUUUCAAUAAAAAUGGCGAUCUUUAUUACUCCCUUGUUCCCCUGAAUGCUGUCGGCAUCUGGAAUUUCAGGGAACCCAUCACCUCCUCGAGAAUCCUGGAGAGGAACAAAACGUCGAUAUUCGAACCGAAUGGCUUCGCUUUCGACGGAACUCAGUUGUAUUUACUGGGUAAUAAAGUUAUUUCUACUUUAAACACAACUUUCGAAAGUUAUUUGAAGUGACAUCUUCGAUCUCGAUCAUUAUCACUUGAUUUUCUAAUUAUUAUUAAUCGUAUUAUGUUCAUUCAAUGCAAUAAAUAGUGUGAAGUAA
Molecule: messenger RNA, 1271 nt
Organism: Coccinella septempunctata (seven-spotted ladybird)
Lineage: Eukaryota; Metazoa; Arthropoda; Insecta; Coleoptera; Coccinellidae
Product: protein yellow-like
Exons: 3
Coding region: 50-1183 (377 amino acids)
Cellular component (GO): extracellular region
Source: RefSeq, a predicted model, not a curated record